Molecule: messenger RNA, 2172 nt
Organism: Lodderomyces oxycetoniae
Lineage: Eukaryota; Fungi; Ascomycota; Pichiomycetes; Serinales; Debaryomycetaceae
Product: tRNA methyltransferase
Exons: 1
Coding region: 1-2172 (723 amino acids)
Biological process (GO): tRNA methylation; wybutosine biosynthetic process
Molecular function (GO): protein binding; tRNA methyltransferase activity
Source: RefSeq, a predicted model, not a curated record
AUGACUAGAGAAAAUACAGUUUCGUCGUCGGACAAAGUCCAACGCUUUCGACCGUUUAAACAAGCUGAAAAGGAUAAACGAAAAAAAAAAUACGAUGACCUUCAAGUUCAGGGCACCAAUAACUCUUCUAUAGUUUCCAAACGAAGUGUUGAAAAACUAUAUUUUCCAGAGAUUCAACCUGAAUUGGGUUCUUGGUUUGGAUGUUUUGUUAAAGAUGGGAAGAAAUGGAAAAGACGAUCACCUGCAAUAAACAGAGGGUACUGGAUUCGAAUGGAGAGUAUCCGGAGUGUUCUUGAGAAAAUACUAAAUUUAAAUCCGAACAAGCGUGUGAACAUUGUGAAUUUGGGCUGUGGGUUUGAUCCCUUACCUUUCCAAAUGUUGAGUAGUUGUUGUUGUUGUUGUGGUGGUGGUGGUGGUGGCAAUAGAGGUAGUGGCAAGUGUACUAGGGAUAUGGAUUUGAAUUUUGUCGAUAUUGAUUAUCUUGAAUUGGUGGAGGAAAAAUGCAAGUUGAUUAGAGAAUCUCAUGAGAUUAUGAGCUUGAUUGGUACUUUUAGCAACUCAAAAGACUUCAAAAUAUACACGGAAAGGUACAAAUUGAUUGGGUGUGAUUUGAACGAUUUGAAACAUUAUCAAAAGGUGAGCUCAGUUGUAUGCACAAGUAAAGACGAGGUUAACGUUUUUAUUGCUGAAGUUUCUCUAGCUUAUAUGAAACCUGAAUUUGCCAAUUCCGUGAUUGGAAUAAGUUCUCAAGCACCAAAUAGCCAUUUCAUAUUAUUGGAGCAGAUCAUGCCUGAUGGUCCACACAAUGCGUUUGCUACCAAAAUGCUAUACCAUUUUCAACACUUGAGGUGCCCUAUUCAGUGUGUUGAAUCGUAUCCUACAAAGCACAAACAGGUGGAGAGAUUUCGAAAAAUGUACCGAUAUGCUGAAGUAAAGAAUCUUUUUGAGAAUUGGCACAGUUUAGUUUCCAAUGAAAUGAAGCUGAAAAUUAUGGAGAUUGAGGAAUUUGAUGAAUGGGAAGAAUUUAUUUUGUUUUGUCAGCAUUAUGUUUUGGUGCACUCUACUAAUGUUGGAGGUCAAUUGGUUUACGAAAGGGAUAGUAUUGAUGACGAUUUGAUUUACAAAGAAUUUGAAGUUGAUGAAGGUGUGAGCUUUCACCUUGAUGAUAGAUUCAAUAAGGAUUUGUUGCAAUUAAAGUUCCCAGCUGUAGCAGAUUUAGAGGGCAAGAUAUAUAUCAAUGGAGGAUUGGGACAAAAAAGAAGUGGUGAAACAUUAGAAGUGAACUAUGACACUGGGACGAUUACUUUGGUUUCUCCAAAAGAUGUGGCUACUGAUACUACUACUUGUACACCAUCAGCAAGAGUUUGUCAUAGUUUAACCGGUAUCAAUAAUGAUGAGUUGAUUUUAAUUGGUGGAAGAACAAAACCUGGUGAUUUCAAGGAUGAUAUAUAUAGUUUCAAUAAAAAGCGAUGGGAGAAAGCUGGUCAUUUAGAUAUGCCGCGUUCACGGCAUGCUGUUGUUAAGAUAAAUGAUUGCCGGUUAUUGAUAUGUGGAGGGUUAAAAAAUGGAAAUAUUGGGAACAAGUUUGUUAUAUUUGAUGCCAAGAGCAGGAAAAUAAGUGCUGUGAAUAUAAGAGGUGUUGAAGUGGACAAUUUGAUGAGUAGUACAAUGACCUUUGACGAAGCGAGCCAAACUGGUUACCUAUAUGGUGGGAUAAUUGACAGUUUUGUGCCUCGAGUGAAUGACAAAUUGUAUAAAUGGAGAAUCAUUCAACAAGAUACUGGAGAGGUGGCUAUUUAUAUUGAAAAGGUCUUUGAAAGUGUCUUUUUAUCAAGAAUUGGAAGUAGAGCAACCAUAAUAAAAGAUCCUGUUUGUCAAGAGCUAAACAAAUUACUAAUUGUUGGUGGUGUUUCUCCCAGUACGAUUUUUACAAACUCUUCAAAUAUAAUGACAUUGAACUUGACCAAUUUCGAGUUAAAGAGCGUAAAAAUAGGAACCACGUCGCAGCCUCCUAUCUUUAUUGGUUUUGGAUACGUUGAACUUGACAAAAAGGAAGGAAAUGAGAAACAAAGAAGCAAGAGGAGGAGGAGGAGUAGCUUGAUAAUCAGUGGUGGCGCUGUUUGUUAUUCAUUUGGUAGCUGUUAUAAUCUGGUAUAUAGAAUUGAAUACUAA